Messenger RNA from Loxodonta africana (African savanna elephant), 8512 nucleotides. It is a transcript of the gene RRAGC, whose product is annotated as Ras related GTP binding C. Gene Ontology annotation, cellular component: lysosome; nucleus; Gtr1-Gtr2 GTPase complex. Gene Ontology annotation, biological process: cellular response to starvation; negative regulation of autophagy. The record is from RefSeq and is a predicted model, not a curated record. Lineage: Eukaryota; Metazoa; Chordata; Mammalia; Proboscidea; Elephantidae. Gene Ontology annotation, molecular function: GTPase activity; GTP binding. The coding region runs from base 58 to 1113 and encodes 351 amino acids. The transcript is spliced from 7 exons.
GCGGCGGCCUGGCUCGGCCUGGCCUGUCAGGGCGCGGGCGGCGGCGGCUCCAGCACCAUGUCCCUGCAGUACGGGACGGAGGAUGCGCCCCUCGCCGGGAGUUACGGCGCAGCGGAUUCGUUUCCAAAGGACUUCGGCUACGGUGUGGAGGAGGAGGAAGAGGAGGCGGCAGCUGCAGGCGGCGGGGUUGGGGCGGGGGCCGGCGGAGGCUGUGGCCCGGGGGGCGCUGACAGCUCCAAGCCGCGGAUCCUGCUCAUGGGGCUCCGGCGCAGCGGCAAGUCUUCCAUCCAGAAGGUGGUGUUUCAUAAAAUGUCACCCAAUGAGACCCUCUUUUUGGAAAGUACCAACAAGAUUUAUAAAGACGACAUCUCCAACAGCUCCUUUGUGAAUUUCCAGAUCUGGGAUUUUCCUGGGCAAAUGGACUUUUUUGACCCAACCUUUGAUUAUGAGAUGAUCUUCAGGGGAACGGGAGCAUUGAUAUAUGUCAUUGAUGCGCAGGAUGACUACAUGGAGGCUUUAACAAGACUUCACAUUACUGUUUCUAAAGCCUACAAAGUUAACCCAGACAUGAAUUUUGAGGUUUUUAUUCACAAAGUUGAUGGUCUGUCUGAUGAUCACAAAAUAGAAACACAGAGGGACAUUCAUCAAAGGGCCAAUGAUGACCUUGCAGAUGCUGGGCUAGAAAAACUCCAUCUUAGCUUUUAUUUGACUAGUAUCUAUGACCAUUCAAUAUUUGAAGCCUUUAGUAAGGUGGUACAGAAACUCAUUCCACAGCUGCCGACCUUGGAAAACCUAUUAAAUAUCUUUAUAUCAAAUUCAGGUAUCGAGAAAGCUUUUCUCUUCGAUGUUGUCAGCAAAAUCUAUAUUGCAACAGACAGUUCUCCUGUGGAUAUGCAGUCUUAUGAACUUUGCUGUGACAUGAUUGAUGUUGUAAUUGAUGUAUCUUGUAUAUAUGGGUUAAAGGAAGAUGGAAGUGGAAGUGCUUAUGACAAAGAAUCUAUGGCAAUUAUCAAGCUGAAUAAUACAACUGUCCUUUAUUUAAAGGAAGUGACUAAAUUUUUGGCACUGGUCUGCAUUCUUAGAGAAGAAAGCUUUGAAAGAAAAGGAAUUUGAGUUUUGUUCCACAUUUUUCCUCCAUUCUAUUGUAUCCCAUUCUAAUUGAGUGCCUGGUUGGAACAGUCAGUAGUGGUAGCCAGGCAUCAUCUAGUUCAUCCAGUCUCAAGGUAUGUGAUGUUGUUGUUCAUGUAGACUUGGUUCUGUAGCAGCAAGUAUAUAUUGAGGGUCUAGUAUGUAUCAUUUUUUAUUUCAGAGGCAGACUGGUUUUCAGCAAAUUAGUUUUAUCAUGUUAUUUAAUCACUAAAGGAUUUGUGGUAGCUCUGUUAUUUACUGCAACAAGUCCCAGCUCUUCUGCCUGAAUUUUUAUAUAUGUAUAUAGCAUUUUAGAUGAAGGUUUAAAGAGCAAAUUAGUUUCUCAUCUGCCUGAGUUCUUAGUGGAAUAUUUCAGGUAUACAGAAUAUUGUAGAUGAAACGAAAAUGUAUUCACUUUCGAGCUCAAGAAAUAGAACGUUACAAAUAGAGUUGAAGUCCUCUGUGUAUUUCUCUCAGUUGAAAUCCCUUCUUUCACGCUAUGCUGAAUUUAGUGUUUUAUUUUUCCCAUGCACAAUUUAUUCUCUUUAUAUCUAUCCCUGAGCAGUGUAGAGUAUCGUAUAAACCUAAACCAAACCUGUUGCCGUCAAGUUGAUUCAUACUCAUAGUGACCCUACAGGACAGAGUAGAACUGUCCCAUAGGGUUUCCAAGGAGUGGCUGGUGAAUUUGAACUGCUGACCUUUUGGUUAGCAGCCAUAGCUCUUUUGCACCACGAGGGUAUUGUAUAUCUUUAUAUAAAGUGUCAUGUAUCUUUAUAUAAAUGGUAUCAAAAUCAAGUUUUCUGCAACUUGCUUGUUUCCUCCCAUUCAAAGAUGGUCUUGAGACUUACCCAUAUUGAGAACAUGUAGCUCUAGUUCAUCUGUUUUCGCUGCCAUGCAGUAUUCUAUUGGUUGAAUGUUCCACAGCUUAUUUUCUUGUUGCUGGACAUUUAGAUUCUUUUUUUUAAUUAACAGUAGUUCUGCAGCGAAUAUUUGUGAACAAGUCUGCCUUUGCACAUGCGGAGACUUUUCUCUAGGGUAUGUAUUCCGGAGUGGAAUUUCUGGGUUAUAGCGUAUAUACGUUUUCAACUUUAUCAGAUGCUGCCAGACGGCUUUCAGAGCGGCUUACUGUUUUCACCCCUAGCAGCACUGGAUGAGAGAGUUCUUGUCACACCACGUCUUUGAUAAUGCUUGAUGUUAUCAGAUCAUUUAAUUCUUGUCAGUCUGGUAGGUGUGAAACGUUAUUUCAUUUGGUUUUAAGUUUUACUUCUUUAACUACUAGUCAGGGCAAGCAUCUUUUCAUGACUGUUCAGAUUUCUUUGGUAAUUUACCUGUUCAUAGACCUUUAUCUUUUUCUUGCUGAUUCCUAACCCACUGCCCACUGCUCUCAAGUCGAUUCCGAAUCAUAGUGACUCUAUAGGACAGAGUAGAACUGCCCCAUAGAGUUUCCAAAGAGCGUCUGGUGGAUUUGAACUGUUGACGUCUUGGUUAGCAUCCGCAGUAGCACUUAACCACUAUGCCACCAGGGUUUCCCUACUGAUUCUUAGGAGUUCUUUAUUUUUCUUCAUUCUAAUCUUUUUGAAAUUUUUUAGACUUUUAGGAAAAUUUUUAGAUACAUACCAAAGUAUAGGGAGAUCAACACAAUGACUGUCCACAUACCUGCCUCCCAGCUUCAGCAGUCAUUAACAUGUUCACUCUGGUUUCAUGUGUGCUCACUCUCUCAUAGAUUACUUUCUAACCUUUUAUUGUGGAAACUGUCAAAUAUAUAUUUUUAAAAAGGUAGAGAAAAUGUGUAAUGAACCCCUUUGUACCCAUCACCUAGAUUUAACGAUUACCUAAGUCAUAGCCAAUCUUAUUUCAUCUCUAUUCCUCUUUGCCUGUUGUAUUAUUUUGAAGCAAAUCAUUUUGUCUAUGGAGAUUUUCAUAGGUAUCUCUAGAAAAUGGUGCUCUUUUAAAAGCAUAACGACUCAUAGCGACCCUGUGUACAACAGAACAAAACACUGCCCAGUCCUGUGCCAUCUUCACAGUCGUUGCUGUGUUUGAGCUCAUUGUUGCAGCCACUGUGUCAGUAGAUCUUGCUGAGGGUCCUCUUUUGCUGACCCUCUACCAAGCAUGAUGUCCUUCUCUAGGGACCAGUCCGUCCUGAUAAUCUGUCCAAAGCAUGUGAGACAAAGUCUCACCAUCCUUGCUUUUAAGGAGCAUUCUGGCUGUACUUCUUCCUAGACAGAGUUGUUAGCUCUUCUGACAGUCCAUGGUAUAUUCAGUAUACUUUGCCAACACCAUAACUCAAAGGUGUCACUUCUCCUUCAUUCUUCCUUAUUCAUUGUUCAGCUUUCGUUCGCGUAUGAGGAGGUUGAAAAUACCAUGGCUUGGGUCAGAUGCAUCUUAAUCCUCAAGGUGACAUCUUUGCUUUUUAAUACUUUAAGGAGGUCUUUUGCAGCAGAUUUGCCCAGUGCAAAAAUAAUAUUACCAUUAAUAAGCUUGAAAAAAAUGAGCAAUUAUUUCUGGUCAGUGUUCAUGUUUCCCUAAUAGUCAGUUUUAUUUCACAGUUUUCAUAGAAGUUAAUUUUAGUGUAGUUGAAUUUGUCAAAACUUUUUCUUUAUAGUUUGUUUUUUUCCUGACUAUUAAGGACCACUUUAAUCUGGCUCUAACCUAGUUACUCAGACUAGAUUCUCAGUGCUUCCUACUGCGAAUUCUUCCAUGCUUCUCUCUUCAGUCUUUGCUUUUGAACUGGUGCCUUCUGGUGUGAACCUCUGCAGAGAAUUUGCGUUCCCACCCCAGACGUACUGAAUCAGAAUCUACAUUUAACAAGAUCUCCAGGUGAUUUGUAUGUAUAAUAAAAUUUGAGAACCACUGCUGUACUGCUGGUUCUCAGAAUUGGUCCUUAAUCGGCAGCAUUUAGCAUCGCCUGGGAACUUGUUAGAAAUGCCCGUUCUUGGCAGACGUUUCAGCCAGAAACAACUGGUUCCAAGCCGUGCUCCAGUGAGGCCAGUGUUUUUCCUACCCCCACCUGUGCUGUGUUCUCAUUGUCAAGUCAAUUUUGCUCCUCUUUCCUGUCUGGGCAAAUCUUGCCUGUAUCCCAGAGUUCUGCCUCAUCCAUGAAACUUCCAUUGGAUACAUUUGUCCUGUACUUGGCUCUCCCUUCGCUGGGCUUCUUUCUCAUUUGUAGUCAAUUUGACAUUAAGUGGUUUCUGACUUGUUUCUGGUGUGUUGGUUUAUGCCCCAGCUAGCAUCUCCUUAAGGAGCAGUGGUGGUGGAAUGGUUAAGCGCUCAUCUGCUAACUGAAAGGUCAGUGGUUCAGAUCCACCAGCUGCUUCACAGGAGAAGGAUAAUAGUCUGAGUCUGUAAAGAUUUACAGCCUUGAAAACCCCGUGGGGUUAUUUCUACCCUGUCUAGAGGGUCACUGUGAGUCAGAAUCGACUCACUGGCAGUGAGUUUGGUGGGUAGGAGCAUCUCCUUAAAGGGAUAAACCAUAUGUGCUGCUUAUUUUGACCCAUCGUUGCCUUUGUGUAGUACUGUUCCGUAAGGACUUACUGAUUUUUGUCAAACCAAAUAUAAAUUUUUGAAAAUCACACCAUGUUCAAGCAGGGCCAGACAAUGUAUUUUAAUAUUUUGUUUUGGCCUGAAUGUGAAUUGAGUGAUUUGAAAACUUAGAUGCCAGAGAUGUUAAUUCGGCCAAGGGUGACAGUCAAAUUGCACAUUUGUGGUCUAGCAGAAUGUUGUGAUGGGUAUAUGAUGUCCAGCUGUUACGACUGAGGAGGCUGCUCUCUAGUUGAAUGGCCCUCCCCCUGCAGAAAAACAAACAAAAGAAAUCAAAUCGGUUGCCAUCAAGUCUAUUCUGAAUCAUAGCGACCCUAUAGGACAGGGUAGAGCUGCCCUGUAGGGCCCCCAAAGAGCAGAUGGUGGAUUGAAACUGCCGACCUUUUGCCUAGUAGAUGAGCUUUUAACUGCAACACCACCUGAACUAGUUAAAAAAUUUCAAGCAGUGUCUACCAGUUGGAUUAGAUUUGGCUGCGAACCUAAAUAACAGUGGAAGUUUAUUUCUAUCUCACAUCAAAGAAGUCUGGGACAGUUAACGCAGCUUUCCAGUUUCUUUGAGGACAUAGGGUUUCUCUUUCUGCUCUGUCACUCUUAGCACUGGCUUCUAGUCUUGACGUCAAUGCGUGAUCAAAUGACUCUCCUCGGGCUCCAGCCAUCUCAUCCAUGUUGUGAGCAUUAAGAAGGAACAGGGGUGGAGGAGAGAGUACAUCCUCUUCCUUUGAAGAAGACCUCUCAGAAGACCCCCAACACUUGCACUUAUCUCAGGGGUCAGAAUUGGUCACGUGGCCAGACUUAACUUCAAAGAAGGCUGGGAGAUGAUUUUUUUUUUUUUAAUUUUUUUUGUGUUUUAGAUAAAAGUUUACAGAGCAAAUUAGUUUCCCAUUUGAUAGUUUGUACAUAAAGUGUUCCAUGACAUUGAUUGCAUUCCCCUCAAUGUGCCAGCACUCUCCCCAAUUCUACCCUGGGUUCCCCAUUUCCUUUCGUCCUGAUUUUCUUUUCCUUCUGCCCUCUCAUCUUUGUUUUUGGGCAGAUUUUGCCCUUUUGAUCUUGUAUAAUUGUUCUAAGGGCAUUAGAACGUUCCUUUCAAGUGUUGUUAUUUUAUGGGCCUGUUUAUUGUUUGGAGCCCUGGUGACACCAGUGGUUAAGCGUUUGGCUGUUAACCAAAAGGUCAGCAGUUCGAAUCUACCAGCUGCUCCUUGGGAACCUUAUGGGGCAGCUCUGCUUCGUCCUGUGGGGUUGCUAUGAGUGAGAAUCUGCUCAACAGCAGUGGGUUUGGUUUUUUUGGGCUUAUUAUUUGGCUGAAAGGUUGUCUCCGUGAACGGCUUAGUUCCAGGUCAGAAGGCAAGGACUUUGCUAUCUUGUUCCCUGCCAUAUCCUCAGAACCUAGGACAGUGCCUUGCACCCUGUAAGCACUUAUGAUGGAUCGGAUUGUGUCCCCCCAAAAUAUCUGGGGGGCUAGGUCAUGAUCCCUGGUAUUGUGUGAUUGUCCACUAUUUUGUCAUCCGAUGCGGUUAUCCUGUGUGUUGUAAAUCCUCCUUCUGUGAUGUUAAUAAGGGAGGAUUAGAGGCAGUUACGUUAAUGAGGCAGAACUCAAUCUACAAGAUUAGGCUGUAUCUUCAGUGAGUCUCGUUUGAGAUAUAAAAAAGAGAAGCAAACAGAGAGUCAGGGGGACCUCAUACCACCAAGAAAGCAGCGCUGGGCACAAAGUGUGUCGUUUGGACCUAGGGUUCCUGUGCUGAGAAGCUCCUAGACCAGAGGAAGAUUGAUGACAAGGAUCUUCCCCCAGAACUGAUAGACAGGCUUCCCUGAAACUGGUGUCCCUGAAUUAGGACUUCUAGCCUCCUAGACUAUGAGAGAAUAAAUUUCUCUUUGUUAAUGCCAUCCACUUCUGGUAUUUCUAUUAUAGCAGCACUAGAUAACUAAGACAUUUCCUCAUUGCUUUACUUGGAUUAAUUACUGAAGUUAGUCUGUAUUUCCUUAUGGAGCCAGGGUGCAUUUAAAACUUUUUGUACUAAGCACUGAAAAGAUUAAGGUGGCCCCCACCCCCAAACAAUUCAGAGUAAAAACAAUAUUAAAUUAUAAAAUAAGUAUAAGGAAGGAAGUCUAAAACAUUUCUUUCUUUUUUCUCUUCUGGUGUCUAUUUUGAUGCAUUUUUGGAGACAGCAACUUUUUGAUUCUGAACAGUAGGUGGUAAGUGGCAGGAAGAAAGAUGUUGGUGAUAAUAAGGCAGGUAGUAUCCAUGUUGUGAGUAGUUUUAGGUAGCUUUCCUGUUCGCUCUGUGGGAAUGCCCUGUAUGUGGAAAUGAUUUUUAUGUGCUACUUUAGAACUAUAGCCAAUAUUUAGAGUGGACAGAAGUCCUCAUUACAUCCCCAAGGAUUUGAACAAGUAGGAACAUUGUAUUUUUAUUUUGGGUGUUUAGGACUUGAGUCUGGAGAAUGCUUUUGCUGAUAGUCAAGUGUGAGAAUGAACAAAGAUCGGGAGACUUGUGUAUGUGUGUGUAGUUGGUGGUAUGCAGGGGGAAGAGAAAAGCCUCUUCGCUCUUCCCCGAAAGAUGAUAAAAUUAUUAUGUAUACAUAUUUAAAUUGAGUUGGAUUUUCAGCUCAUUCCCAUAGUUAUGCUAACCCCACCAUCGCUUGACCCAGAACUGACCAUUCGAUAGGCUCUUUAUCAACAUGCUCACCUAUUCAGUUCAUCCUUCACUUAUCAAGCAUACCUGCGCCUUGAUCCAAGAACAGAGUGAAAGGCGGGGCGUGAUUUGCCAGUCCAGAAUGCCCUAGCACUCUUCCUCCAGGCUAGAAAGAAGCCAAUCUCCUCUUCCAACUCCUGUGCCUAAGUUACUGUUCCGGAAGGAUGCCACAGGGAGGAAAGUGGCUUUUUAGUUUUACUUUCCCCUUGAGUGAUUCUAGUUUUUCAAUCCUUCUCAACACUAGGUAACUCUGAUAAAUUGUAACAUCAUUCAGAUGGGCCUCUCUUAUUUGUAUCCAUUUCUAGGUUCUGAAGAAUCAUUCAUGUGUUACCUGUUCUUACCCUGAACGUUUUCCCCCCAGGAGUUGAGAUGUCCAGAUAGUAGGAGUUUGUUUAGAAAAAAAAAAGAAUUUUUUUUUUUUUACUAGAUAAACAUACUGAAACUUAAGUUUUUAGUGAUAGUUGAUUCUGUUAUGAUUUGUGUUUAUACAGAAGUGUGUUUAAAUUUAAAAAAUUCCUCAUCUGUUAAAUAGUAUCAAAAGCAAUAACAAUGCUUGGGCCAUUUUGGUUUUCCAGGGCCCCAGUUUGUUGACAUCCUUCUGUUUCAGUGUGUUCUGGGCAGUGGCCCCAGACACCAGAUCUUGGAGGCCCCAGAUGCCGCCUUAGAACCCUGUGACACAAUGCUGACUCUGAGAGACCCUCCACUGCCAGGGCCUUUUCCCUUUAUGGGCCUGACCUGAAAAUACCUGGACUCUGUUUUUCUGCCUGAGUCUCUCCAGUCUUUUUCUGUGGAUACAUGAACAUGAUCAUUCUAGCGAUUUCUACCUGCUGGUCAUUGCUGCCAACAUUUUUGUAAUUGUGAUAGUAAUACAUGCUGUUUGUUAACAAUUAAAUGAAUAGUAUGAGAGCGUAUAUGCAGAAAUCUAGUGGUGUAUGUUAUUGUCUAAUCACCUUUCCUGCCCUAUUGUCUACCAUGUCCCCUGCCAGUUCCCAGCAACCAGUGUCGCUAAUGUUGAGUAUAUGCUUUAUCGUGUGUCCAACAUAGAGAGUUCCUCAAUUGGGUGUAUCUUUUUUUGUAGACACAUCAAUUUUUUUCUGUCACCACAUGUUUCUUAUAUAUAAUUCCACAGUUGGCAUUCAGGAUGCCUGAUCUUUUUCUCCC